Cotesia congregata is the source of this 6321-nucleotide messenger RNA. The record is from the annotation of a GenBank genome assembly. Lineage: Eukaryota; Metazoa; Arthropoda; Insecta; Hymenoptera; Braconidae.
AUGAGUGAAAGAAAAUUUACCCGGGCACUAGGUAAGCCCGGGAUGGCUGCACAGCUCCGAGAAACCGUUUCCCAAGUCGUUCGGGAGAGUACAGUCCAGAAUAAACCGCAUUUGGUCGAGCCGAUAGACUUUGAGAGUUUUAUUCUAAAGAAUAAAACAUUGAUGCAAAAUGAUCCGCAGCGAGAAUUAUUGCUUUAUCCGCCAGAUGAUGUUUCACAAGUUGUACUUCCAAGAAGAUACCGGACAGUACAAUCAAUUGUCCAAAGCAUUUUGGAGCAAUCAGACGGCGGAGAGAGUCUUUUAACCAGAGAAUGCCUAAAAAAUUAUGCGUCUAAUUGGAAUGUCGUUCACUAUAAAUACGCCGCGUACAGCGGCUCGUAUCUUGAUUUACCGAAGCUAUCUAAAGGCGAUGAGCUCAGAGAGGAAAUUUAUGAAAUUGAUACGGAUGUGGAUCAAGUGGAUGAGGAAAUGAUGAAAAGUGACGGUAUUACCAAAGAGGGAUACUUGAUGAAAGGACCGGAGAUCGGUAGCAGCGAUCGUAUGUUUGUAAAUAUUGGAUCCAAGUCAUUUAAACGAAGGUUCUGUCAUCUCAGACAAGAAGUAGAUGGGACUUAUAUUUUAGAAUUAUUUAAAGAUGAAAAAAAAGGAGAAGCCAAGCUUACUAUCGUGAUGGACUUUUGCACCGACGUGGUAAGAAAUCCAAAACGCGGAAGAUUUUGUUUUGAAUUGCGCAUGAGUGGUACUCAUAAAUUUUACACGUUUGCCGCUGAUAAUGAAACAGAUAUGCAGGAGUGGUUGCUGAAAUUGAGCUCAGUUUUGCAGCACUAUAAACAGCAAGAAGAAAAACGGGCUGCUUCGUUAGAGCGCACUUGUCACACCCCGCCACCGUCCCCAAUACCGGUGCAAACUUAUGGAACGUUGAAAGGACUGGAUCAGAGUAUGAAUCCGCAGUUGAUAAAAUACUCACGUGAAACUGAUACAAGUAUUUUAUUGAGCAGGCGAGAAAAUAGAAAACGUUUGUUUAAUUUGUAUCAUCAUUUAACGCUUGGUAAGACUCAAGGGAAUUUAAUUGACGGGAAUGUAGAUCCUUAUAAAGAGCAAUUUGGACAGAGGAUAUUUAUCAAAUGUGAAACUCUUAAAUUUAGGCUUCAAGCUCCAAUAGAUGAAAAUGAAUCUCUUUGCCAAGUUGAGCCUUAUUACACGACUUUAAGUCUGUUUGACGCGAGAAACGGAAAAAAAUUGUCAGAAAAUUUUCACUUUGAUAUUAAUCAUGAGAUAGUUCGUGAUAUGGUUCAAGAAUUGAGUCCCGUGAGUGAAUUAACUGACAAUGAUAAAGCGGAGCUGCCGAGCGAGUUGAAAAAUAUACCUGAUAAAUGGAUUAAAUAUCCUAAGCAAGCUAUCUUCAGUAUUAGUAAUCCACACCCGGAUAUUUUUCUCGUUGUAAGAAUUGAAAAAAUUCUCCAAGGAAGUAUUUGCCAAACGUCUGAGCCGUACGUUCGAGCCACCAAAGACCCGCGAUUGGGUUUAAAAGUCCACAAAAAUGUCAGAGCUUGUUGCCAGAGACUCGGUAACUAUCGUAUGCCGUUUGCUUGGUCAGCCAGGCCGCUAUUCAGACUGUACAGUAAUGAGCUGGAUACCUCCUCAGACUUUCCGGCGAUUUAUCGCCAAGAAAGCAAUAAAAUGCGGGAUGAUGAGUUGCUGAAGAUGCUCACUGAGUACCGGAAGCCUGAUAAAUUAAGCAAGCUGACUGUCAUUCCUGGUUGGAUAAAACUCAUCAUCGAACCACUUGCGGAACUUCCUGAAAAUUCUCUUACUACCUUCUUGGCUCCCUUGAAGCCUUUUCCAUUGCCUCCGGCUAGUAAUCCAACAUUCGAAGUCUCAGAGUUUGAAAGCUCGUCUGAAAAAGACGUGCAUCCUUACACGACUUAUGUAAAUCAUCUGUAUAUUUAUCCUCAAAUUUUAAACUUUGAUACUCAAAAGAUUUUUACUAGAGCGAGAAAUAUCGCUUGUAUUGUUGAGCUGCGGGAUAAUGACAAUGAAAAUGCUAAACCAUUGAGGUGUAUUUAUGGUAAACCAGGCGCACAAAUACUAACGACACGCGCCAGUUGCACUGUUUUGCAUCACAGUGCUGUGCCAUCCUGGUAUGAAGAAAUAAAAAUGAGAUUGCCGACUAAGCUGGACAAUAAACAUCACCUGUUAUUUUCUUUUUAUCAUAUCAGCUGUGAUAUGAAUAAAAAAAAAGAAAACGGCGUGGAAAAUUGUGUCGGUUACUCGUGGAUGCUGUUGUUACAUAAAGGAAAAUUAACAGUUGAUAUGGAAAAUAAUAUACAGACAUUACCAGUCGCAACAGAUUUACCACCGGGUUAUUUAUCAAUUCAACCUCUCGGACUUGGUAAAGGCAACGCUGGACCAGACAUCACUUGGAUUGAUACGCAACGACCAAUAUUCAGUGUAUCAUUUCAAUUGUCAUCAACGGUAUUCACACGAGAUCCACAUUUACAUAAUUUAUUUGUACACGCUGAAAGAAUAUUGGACAAUAAAUUGUCGGGUAUACCGUCUGAUUCAGAAACGUGUAAAAUAUUGAAAGCAGCACACGCUAUUCAACUAGUUACAGCAAUAACAUUCCUACCGACAAUAUUAAAUCAAUUAUUUGCACUGCUGACGUGCAAUCCAGGGGAUGAAGUCGGUCUUUACAUUAUACGACUGCUAAUUCAUAUUAUUAAUUUAAUUUAUAAGGCUCAGAGGAAAGAAAUUAUUCAUGCUUAUGUUAAAUUUGUGUUUAUGCUACCGUCUAAAGACACAGCUACUACUACUGUUCAUGAACAACUCGCUAAAUAUUUACCUACUCUACUGCAUCCAAACAACACUGAUUUUUUGGUUGUAAAUAAAUUCAUGCAUCAUUCCAAUUUCUUUUUUGAUAUUAUGGUCAAAAGUAUGGCUCAACACAUGCUCAGUAGUGGAAGGAUUAAAAUGCAUCGCAAUGAAAGAUUUACUAAGGAUUAUCAUGAUAAUAUUAAAAAAUUAUUGCAAGUUCUUACACCUUAUCUUAUGAAUAAAUAUAAAGACAUGCCGGUUGAAACGCAUGAACUCAACAAGAGUCUUGGACAAUUUUUAAAGAAAUGUCUGACGUUUAUGGACCGUGGAUUUGUAUUUUCAUUAAUAAAUGAUUACAUGGACAAUUUUUCGCCAGGUGAAGCACGAACAUUGCAAGAUUUUAAAUUUACAUUCCUCCAAAUUUUGUGCUCACACGAGCAUUAUGUGUCAUUUAAUUUACCUAUGAUGCAAACGCGCGUUACAAGUAAGGAUUUAAUGUUGGAGUAUUGCUUGUCUCAAGAUUUCUGCAAGCACCAUUUCUUAGUGGGGUUAUUACUGCAAGAAAUUAAGUCUUCGUUAAAUGAAAUUGUCCAGGUUCGAAAAGUGGCAAUUGCUACUUUACGAGAUUUAUUAGCAAAACACGAAUUGGAUGACAGAUAUCAAAACAAAGGACAAUUGAGCCGUAUUGCAGCUAUUUAUAUUCCAUUUUUGAGUGUUGUUUUAGAAAAUUUACAUAGAUUACAAUCAGUUUACGAGACUGACAUAAAGACUGAUUUAAAACAGAAUCACGCAGCAGCAAAUCGGCUGUCCAGCAGCAGCAGCAGUAAUUGCUUGAUCAAUAAGGACCAAGUUAAUGGAGUCGCACAAGGAGACACACCUAAAUCUGUUCACCGCUUCACUCUGCAUUUAGACUCGCAGUCUCCAAUAAGAGCCUCGAUGCAUCUCAGAGACUCGACUUAUUUUGCCGCAAUUGCUGGACAGGGUUUAGCUAAUGGAUUCUCUUGUACUAGCAUUGAGUCCAGUACGUCUACAUUGUCGAGUACAUCUCACUCACUCGUCUCUCAAGAGACGACGAUUGCUCGAGAGCCAACGGAAAAUGGUAUUUCAGAAAAAAAGGGACACUCAAGAUCCGUCAGUCUUGCUCAAGCAUCCUCUAGAUGCGACAAGCUUCAAUCUUCUGAAAUGAAAGAUUUAUUAUUAUGCUUCUUGUUUGUCGUUAAAUAUCUGGGGGAUCAUCAAGUUAUUGCAUGGUGGCAACAAUGCUCUGAAACGGAGAUAAUAAGUUUUUUUAGUAUUAUUGAAAUGAGUUUGUAUCACUUUAAGUACGUCGGUAAGAGAUUGAUUGUAGCGAAUAGUACUACUACGAAUAGUGGGAAACCUAAAACUGUGAAAGCCAUGACAUUGCCUGCUAGAAUGGCACCUCCUGAUUUUUCAAAUGACACUUCUGGAACUGGUACAUUACAGCCACAUAAUACGUCGACUCGUGAAAAUUUAGUCGAUGAAGACAAUGCGCUUAAUCAUCAGGCGUUAUUGGAAGCUAAUAUGGCUACUGAAGUUGGAUUGAUUGUUCUUGAUUGUCUUGGAUUGUUUUGCAUUCAUUUUAAAGAUGUACUUCUUGUUAAUGAUGGAGAUAAUCCUGUGAUGCAAAAACUUUUCAAUAUUUAUUUAUCAUUUCUUCAACUCGGUCAAUCUGAAACACUGUUUCGACAUGUUUUUGCAAGCUUACGAGCCUUUCUCAAUAAUUAUUCUACUGCAUUAUUUAAGGGCAAUGCAGUGUUCUGUGGACGCCUUUGUUAUGAAUUAUUGCGCUGCUGUAACAGUAAAUUAAGUUCUAUAAGACAAGAGUCGUGUGCUUUGCUUUAUUUAUUGAUGCGUAGUAAUUUUGAAUUUACAAACAGAAAAGGGUUAAUACGAGUACAUUUACAGGUUAUUAUAUCCGUAUCACAAAUGCUUGGCAAUGUAAUUGGAUUAAAUAAUUCACGAUUCCAAGAAUCUCUUUCGCUGAUCAAUAGUUAUGCGACAUCUGACAAAGUUAUGAAGGGAACUGGGUUCCCCGUUGAAGUUAAAGAUUUGAAUAAAAGAAUUCGUACUGUUUUAAUGGCUACUGCACAAAUGAGAGAGCACAACAAUGAUCCGGAAAUGCUUGUCGAUUUACAACACAGCCUCGCCAAUUCAUACGCCAGUACUCCGGAAUUACGGCAUACUUGGCUCGAAACUAUGGCUCGUAAUCAUGCUAGAGAUGGAAAUUACUCAGAGGCUGCUUGUUGUCAAUUACAUAUCGCUGCAUUAAUGGCCGAAUAUUUAAAACUGAAAAAAAUACACUCAUGGGGAGCUGAAGCAUUUGACAAAAUAUCUGUUAAUAUUUCUAAAGAUGAGCGAGGAUUGAAGCUUGAUGCUGGGGUACAAGAUAUACAUUAUAAUGAAUCAAUUCUAUUGGAACAAUUAGAAAGUUGCGCUGAAAUGCUGGAAAAAGCAGAACGUUUUGAAUUGCUGGGACCAUUAUAUCGUUUAAUUGUUCCCAUUUAUGAGAACAAGCGCAAUUAUGAUGCAUUAUCUAAUUGCUACUCUCAUCUUACUCAAGCUUGUAAUAAAAUUGUGGAGGUAACAAAAACGGGAAAAAGAUUGCUUGGAAGAUUUUAUCGUGUUGCAUUUUUCGGUUCAGUAAAGCCUAAAGUAACAUCCUUACCGGAAAUAUCAGAAAGGCUACACCGUUUGUUUGCUGAAAAAUUCGGUGUAGAAAAUGUUAAAAUGAUAAUGGACUCCGCACCGAUAAAACUUAGUGAUCUUGAUCAAAAAAUGGCUUACAUUCAAGUAACACACGUGACACCGUACUUUGAAAAAUUAGAAUUAGAAUCACGUUUAACAGAAUUUGAACAAAAUCACGAUGUUUCGUGUUUUAUGUUUGAAACUCCGUUCACCCACGAAGGCAAGCCACGCGGAAAUCCUGAGGAUCAAUGGAAGCGAAGAACAAUAAUAACAACGCAAUAUUCAUUUCCAUACAUAAAAAAGCGGAUCCCAAUAAUAGAGAAGAAAAUAAUAGAAUUGACACCCAUAGAAGUAGCGUUGGAUGAAAUGAGACAGCGCGUGCAAGAAUUGGAGGAUGUUGCUUUGCUAGCACCAACUGAUGUUAAAAAAUUGCAACUAAGACUUCAAGGAAGCGUUUGUGUUACUGUCAAUGCCGGACCGCUUACAUAUGCAUCAGCAUUUUUAGAUCCUGCUUUAUCACCGCAGUAUCCAGACGACAAAGUUGAAGAGCUGAAGGAUGUUUUUAGAGACUUUAUUAAAAUAUGCUACACGGCGUUGCAAAUAAAUAGUAAAUUAAUUACUAGUGAUCAGCAUGAAUAUCAAGAAGUUUUGAGGGAGAAUUAUCAGAAGUUGUGUCAGAAUUUAUCUUCAUUACUUGGAGAAUCAAUAUGGCCUGACGACCAAGUUGGAAGCUUUAAACGCAAUAGCGCAGCACUUUUCAGUGCUAUCAGUGGAGCUAAUAACCAUACAAGUAUUGCAUAA